CUCAUGCACUCAUGCGCAAGUUUGAGGAAUUGCCGACUGGCAUCGCUCUCGAGAAAGACACUCGCUAAAAGAGCAAGAACUCAGUUAGGUUUCAGCUCUGGCCGAGGACACAUACUGAUUGCAGCUCGUGAUCUGACGAGAAUUGCUCAUAUUCACCCUGAACGGUUGCGAUUGAAAACAGACAGCGACUUGUCAUGAGUUCUUGCAAUAGCAAGUGAAUCACUUUGAUAACUCGAAAAUGCGGAUUGACUUCGAGGUCAGGAUGAGCCGCGUUUUCGGCUUGAUUGCCUAUUUAUGCCUGUUAGUGUUCCUGGCACCACCUGGAUUUGGCACGCAUGCGGAAUUGGCAGACUCUGGGACAAGUCAAAAGCAUCAUUAUAGCCUUCUGAAAGUGACGAAUGGUGUUUAUUCGAGAGUGACAGCUCGCAUCUCAAAUCGUGUGCCCCGACAAUUUUGCCAAGAGGCUGUGGACAACCUAAAAACUCUGCUGACCUCCACCUCUCAACGAUUGGGCACCCUUUUUAAUGGACGUUUCCACGAUGUGACCAUUAUUCUGCCAAUUGCGUGGGCAGGCUCGGAGUGCGUGUCCCAUCACUUGGAAGGUGUGUCCGUUUCCAACUGGGUUUUGUCCAAGGCAUUCCAUCCGGACUUUGAGGUGGAUCAACCUCAUCCAAUUUUUGGCCCGGAACAGCCAUGGUCCAAACAAUUUGGGCCGUGCGGACAGUCCGGAUUGGGGGUCACAGUGCCGUUCACAAUAUUGGCAGAUGUCAAAAACUUGACGAGGACCACAGAAUUACGAAUCUUUCAAGAGUGGCUUCGAAAUCGGUAUGGAGUUUUUCCGGAGUUUGGGUUUGCCAAUGACCUCAUGUAUCCGGAGUGGACCACCGACUACGAGACUGACGGCCAUGGAGAAGCAGGCCAUUUGAUUCGCAACGAGGCUUGUAAUCUCACUUCGGUGCAACAAAACGAAUAUUCCGGAGAGUCUCGACUCUUGAACCGCAAAAGAAGUCGUCCUGUCGCUAACAACUCAGAAUUGAACCAUAUGGGCAUAUGCAACACCAGAGCUCCAAGCACCAAUUAUGACCGAUACGCACCGACUAAGCAGAAUCUUUUGUGCGAGGGUAAAUCAGCAAUGGAAAUCAUCUCAAAUCACCAAGACUUUCAUUCGCGUCAUGGUACAAGUACUGAAGGGAAGGAUUCAGAAUUCAAGAAAACCCACAGCAUUCUAAAUCAAUUGUCUUCAAGAUACCAUUCUCCAAGAUUCCAUUUGGUAUUGCCAUCGUCGAAUCUACGGAUCCUCUUAGUUUUAGAUAUAUCUGAGCAAAUGACCAAUACUUGGACCAAAACCAGGGACGCUCUUUUCAGGUUUAUCUUGCUACUUCCACCAGGGAUUGAACUGGGCAUAAUUACGUUUGAUCACGAGGCCAGAAUCAACACCCCUCCCACGUUGGUGGAUCAAGGUAAUAAGGAGGGCCUGUUUGGUCGGAUUCCUUAUCGAUUGUCGCCUGAUCACAACGGAUGCAUGAUUUGCGCCUUGGAAUUAGCUCUCCCUUUGAUCACUACCAGCCCGACAGAUUCAUUGGGUUCUUCUAGUCUUGAUAGAAGAGCACAAAGUACUAGCACCAGGAGCAAAAGUAACAACAAUAGCAGCAGCAGAAAUAACAACAACGGCAUUGUGGUAUUAAUUAGCUCAUCCUCCUUUCCUGGCUCAAGCGCUCAAAAGAUUCGAAAAAGACGUGUGGAUCGUGUACGAAAAUUGGUCGAUUUGUCGGUUAUUCCCAUCUACCACAUCUUUUUUGAGAGUAUCACAUCAGCCUCGUUAACCCGAUCAAGAGGCCCAGGCUUUUUACCAAGCGAUUUCACUCAAUUCGGUGGAAGAUAUAUGGUCAAUGUUCAUCACAAAUCUAGGUUUCUACAACGCACGUCGCUAAGUUUGGUAUCGAUUCUGAAUGAGGUGGGUCUUUCCAAUCUUUAUGUGUGCCACGAAAGACAAUUGAUAUGGAGUGGCCAGGUUGUGGAGGGAACAUUUCGAGUGGAAGACGAACUAAACCAUAAUUUAUGGAUUGUUCUGACCACUAGUUUCAAAGAAGACGUGGAAUCGUUCCAAGUCACUAGUCCAUCGGGUAAGGAAUAUGUCUUCCCAAAAUACGACCAUAGCAUUGUGUAUUUCUCAAUGAAUGGAGCCAACGAGCCUGGUAUCUGGAGCUACUCGACCAAAAUGCAUCGCACUGUUCAAGAGGGGAUAGAGUUUUCCAUUGAAGUAUUUGGCGAGCAUUCUCACCACAAUGCCAUUCCAGAUCAAAACGAGGACUUUGGCAUUACCAUUCGAACUUGGGUAAUGGCGAGGACAGACAGACUUACAUUUCUAAAUGCAUCCAAAUCGUCUCAUGAGUUAUCUCAAUCUUCGGAACAUCCAGUCUUACUCUUUGCGGAGGUCACCCAAGACAAUUUACCCAUACAAAAUGCCAAAGUCGUGGCUGAGGUCUUAAAACCAGGUGUUGCUGGUGCGAAGGGGGCGAUUUUUUUGAACCUCCGUGAUGACGGCCUUGGAUAUCCUGACAUUACUGCCAAGGAUGGGAUAUACUCAGGCUAUUUAACUGACUUCAGUGCAGAGUCAGGGACCUACGAGCUUUCAGUCUCCGUCACGGACAAUGCAGGACAAGCCAGAGUAUCCAAACCUUUCGGAAAAAGUAACUACGAGUGUUGUGGUAGUGCUCUACCCAACUAUUAUACCAUUCCAACUCCCACAUUUGAACGUAUCGUUAUUGGAGAGUCCUUUCAUUUAGCGACAAGUGCUUCCUAUUUUGUGCGCAACGGAUCUCCCCACAUAAAGGACGAUUUCCCCCCGAAUAGAGUCACCGAUCUCAGAGUUAAAGGAUAUCAAAACAACACGCUCGGUGUAAUUCUCCAAUGGACCGCCCCUGGUGACGAUCUGAGUAAUGGUAAAGCUGCUCGCUAUGAGAUUCGAGCAUACACAACCAAGGCAUCGGCAGCACAAUUUGAAGAGGGUAUUCCAGUAGAAACUCAAGCAAUUCCUGUCCCGGAGAGUCGAGGUACAAGCCAAGAAGCCUUGGUCAUGGUGCCUUGGGCUAAUCAGGUGUUUUAUUACGUGAUUGUUGCUCAUGAUGGCGCCGGAUCAAGAAGCUUGACCUCCAAUUUGGCUCAAGCAUUUGUUCUAGAGAUUACUACCACCACCCAUAUGGAGAUGUCCUUUCGCGUGGUAAAUGAAAGCGCUCCCAGCCACGAGCUAGAUAGACUGUCCAGUCAAAUUGCGGCAUCGUCAUCAUCUUGGAUUGAUAAGGAGACAAUGGUGUAUCUGAUGGCUGGCGGCAUCACCGCUUUUGUCUUGAUUCUCACUCUCCUUCUCCUCAUGGCCGUUUGCAAAACUAACAAGAGAAAAAAGAGCCAAUCCUCAAUCAGCAAGAGCUCCAUAAGGGGACCUUUUGUCUUAAACAAAAGUGUUGUAGUAGAUAAAUCUGCGUACGAUGUGUGGAACUCGUCGGCGUCCUCGUCGAAGGUUCUCAAUCAAAAUGCCUUACCCGACACACGUGACGAUUAUGGACCCAUAUCUUGGCCCUAUCAGACCUCAAUUCAUACCUUGUCAACACAAGCCCCGCCUAUUGGAGGCAACGGGACACCUACUAGUUUAAUCAUGUCGUCGUCUUCUCACCAUCAUUUAUCGGCACACCAGAUUGUAGGACUUCCCAUCCAUAGCAAUGAUCUGGAGAUGUCUUCCAACAGUACAGGCCAUUCGCCCACGUAUAACGCGUGGAGAAACUCGACAAUUGUGGUGGGUGGUCCUAACAGGCGAGCGGGUCCACCGCCCGCAGGCUCGGAUAGCGGGGCCACUCACUCGACGGACUGCAGCAAUUCCUCGUCUGGAUCCACGGAUUCGGAUCACAACUCAGAUAAGAACGUCUAUAAUGUUCCCAGCUCGACUGUUAGUAAAGAUCGUGAAUUCAAGUUAAAUCUGAAGGAUCUCGACCAACGUACUAAAAUUCCAGCAUCCCUCAGUGUUGCGAGUAUCACUUUCGAAAGAGAUCGCAAGAAACGCCAAGAGUCCCUGGUUUAAAUUUGAUUGAGAAUGUGCCGGUUUCUUUAUUGGGUUGCUCUGUGCAAUUUCUAGUCAAUAAACAUUACAUGAGUAAAACAA
Tigriopus californicus is the source of this 4153-nucleotide messenger RNA. Its product is annotated as calcium-activated chloride channel regulator 1-like. The record is from RefSeq and is a predicted model, not a curated record. The transcript has 4 exons. The coding region runs from base 239 to 4072 and encodes 1277 amino acids. NCBI's taxonomy places the organism in Eukaryota, Metazoa, Arthropoda, Copepoda, Harpacticoida, Harpacticidae.